Styela clava is the source of this 2837-nucleotide messenger RNA. RefSeq names its product copine-9-like. The record is from RefSeq and is a predicted model, not a curated record. Gene Ontology annotation, cellular component: plasma membrane. NCBI's taxonomy places the organism in Eukaryota, Metazoa, Chordata, Ascidiacea, Stolidobranchia, Styelidae. Gene Ontology annotation, molecular function: calcium-dependent phospholipid binding. Gene Ontology annotation, biological process: cellular response to calcium ion.
ACUGUUUGUAGUAGAUUUAGGGUAUUGCAGUUUAAAAGUACAUCAUGGCUUUUUCUGACGUAACUUCCAAAAUGUCGAAAAUUGAAGUAAAUAAUUCGAAGGAAACGUCAACGUAUGAGUUAUCAAUUUCUUGCAGAGGUCUGAAAGAUGCUGACAUUUUCUCAAAAUCCAAUCCGAUGGUCGUGAUGUAUGAACAAUCAUUGAGUUGUGAAGGAAGGUGGAGAGAGUUCGGACGUACAGAAGAAAUCAAAAACACUUCAGAUCUCCAAUUUGCGAGAAAAUUCUGCAUUGAUUACUUUUUCGACGAAAUCCAAUAUUUGAAAUUUGAAGUAUACGACAAAAAAAGUCAUGACCUAAAAGACCAUAAUUCCCUAGGUUGGGCAGAAUGCAAACUUUCAGAUAUCAUACGAGCAGAAAAUGGAAGAUAUGAUACUACGCUCUAUAUAAAAGGAAAAAAACUUCCAGAGGAAGGAAAAAUUACCAUAUCUGCAGAAGAGCUGAGCACCUCCAAGCAGUGGCUAAGCAUGAAAUGGGAAGGGAAAAAACUAGACAGAAAAGAUUUUUUUGGUUCAUCCGACCCUUUCAUGGUUUUUUCUCGAUGUAACAAUGAUGGAAGUUUUACCGUGUGCCACAAGACUGAGGUGAUAAAGAAUAACUUAAACCCUGAGUGGGAAGAAUUCGAAAUAUCUGUUGGCACAUUAUGUGGCAAAAAUCUCAACAGAAAAAUCCAAAUAGAAGUAUUUGACUGGAAUCGUAAUGGAAGCCACAGUCUCAUCGGAGUAUUUACAACGUGUUUGGAAGAACUCAAAGUCAAACAUAGAACAUACGAGAUAUUUUCUAAGAAAGAGAAGAAGAAGAAUUCUGGCUAUCUUACAUUGAAAUGCGAAACAAUCGACAAACUAACGUUUGCCGAAUACAUAUCGAAAGAACGCGUCAAGUUCAGUUGCGUUGUUGCAAUCGAUUUGUCUUUUCUACGCACUGAUCCAAGGGAUAAACCAAAAUAUGAACUCGCGAUCAAGGCUGUCGGUGACGUGAUUCAAGAGUACCAUAAGGAUCAAGAAUUCUCAGCGUACGGAUUUGGAGCCAAUGUGGAAGAAUUCGAUUUUAAUACAGAUAGAUUUCCACUGUUUUUCUCAUCAAAUAAAAUGAUCGCUCUAUUUAAUGUUGCAUAUGACAAUGGAUAAAAAAUUUAAUCGCUGCAAUUGUACAGAAGCACAGCUGAAGGAUAUGGUGAAUUAUUUUUAUAAUUAGGCUACUGCAUAUCAAUUGAAUUUCCCCGACUUUUAUUUUUACUUUCUCUCCCGAAUCAUAUAUGAUGAUUCAUAUCAACCUUGUUGGUUAAUUAUUGGAUGGAUAAGUUUCUCUUCCUGUUUAUUGCUUUCAUUUAUUCCAUUUUUUAUUAACUCGUUUUUAAUCUUAGUGUCGCAGACUUAUGAUGACCAUUUCUGGUCCUUCGCGACUUCCAGUCAAUUGCAAUGAAAUCCUUUACUGUAACGCCUAAUUACUUUUUCCUAUUUUGAAUUUGUGUUGUGAUUUCUUGCACGACGAAAUAAACUUAUUGUCUAUUGUCCUGAAGUAGGCGCACCAAGAUGGCGCACAACCUGAAAUCAGACUGUGUACCAGGUUAGGGUUCAGGCUGUCAGACAUCUUGGUGCGCAUACUUCAGGAGUACCAGUAAAACUCACUUUGGUGGACUAAAAAAACAAGACGCGGUGAUUCAAAAUUUUUGUUUCAACCGAUUCGAAUAAUUUACAAUUCUAUUCGAAAUGCCCAGCCCUAACCGUGAUAUAUAAUUAAAUCAAAAGCAUUUGUUGUAUUGUGGUGAAAAAAGUCAAAGAAGAAGUAAAAUAUCACCUAUUUUUAUCAUCUUCUAGAAUGGCAUCUAAGAAAGUUGGAAGACUCGUGGAAUAUUUCGUGCUCUUGAUUGUUACAAAUGGGAACAUAUCCGACAUGGAUGCUACAAAAGAAGCUAUUGUAAAGGCAGCCACAUUGCCAAUGUCUAUUGUGAUUGUUGGAAUCGGAGGUGGUGAUUUUGAAGCAAUGAAAGAACUUGAUGGUGACGUGGUGAGGUUGUUUUAUAUCGAUGGCAAAGAAAAAAAAGAUGCCAAAAGAGAUAUUGUACAGUUUGUUCCUUUUCGAGAUUUUUCUGCCAGUAAUAAAUACGAAGUGAUAAGCAUGCAAAGAUUGAGAAAAGAAGUUCUCCAGGAAAUUCCAGAUCAAUUCCUUGAGUAUGUUACUUUAUCAAAGAAAUAAAGAUCGAAGUCACACAGUUCGACGAAAAAGUAGAAGAUAAUAGUUGAGAACUGGAAAGAAAGGAUUUAUUUUGAACCAACUCUUGAAAACCAAAGCUCAGCAAAGAACAAUUAGCCUCCAACAUGACAUGCAAUAUUAAAUUGUUGAUCGGAAAUUAGACAUUCAAUUUCAUUUUGCCCCAAAUAUGGAGCUACUGACCAUAUUGUUAUUGAGUUUUUGCCUAUCUUGAAAUAGUGUGAUAACAGCGAGUCCUAUAAGAUCAAUUGUAAUUGAAGUAAUACUAUAAUAUAUUUUUAUGUAUUUUUAAGCCCAUAUUUCCACACCGAAACCAGAAUAGAAUGAGUUAUUGAUAUAAGAAUAUCAAACGGACCACCAGUGUAAAAAUGGCUCUACUAGGAUAUAAGUGCAUUCUUGUUCAUAGCAAUUUUAAAGUUACAGCUAUUAAAAUUAUCGUUAUUAUAAUUAUCAAGCUUAAUGGAUAUUUAGUUCAUCGAUGAUUUUUGGCCAACUUCAAAAAUACAGGUAACUAAUUCUAGCCUUGUCUUUCGCAUCUUUUUCAAUGUAAAUAUAUAUAUAUUUAUAUA